GCCCCACGGGGAUUUCAUUUUAGCGCCUUACCAGCUUUUCAGAAGGUGGCACCUGAGAUUUCACUGCAGAACCAUUAAACCCUUGAAAAAAAUGACAGAAAGCGGUGGGCAGGAACAGUCAAGAUGGAUAACAACAGUUAUUAUGAGUACAGCUCUGCAGAAUCAUGAAAUUUCUACAGUUCUACAGCAGCAACAACACCGAGUUCGAUACUCAGAAUCAGUGGAAAUUGGAUCCGUGAUUUUUUCUCUUUCUGGUGUUGCAUUUAUACUGUCAGACACUCGAGACUUGCUUAUGACAGGGGAAGAACAGUUUUCCAAAAGAAUUCAGAAGUUCAUAAACAUUCAUCGGAACAGUUUUUUGGUUUUGUCAGCUGCUCUUCAUAGACCAGAAGAAUGGAAUGUCAUGUUUAGGAUUCAGAGAAGAUUCCUGGGCAGUAAUUUACGUAUAAUACCAGUUCAUAAUACUGCUGAAACUGUUAAGUUAAUGCUAACUAUAGCUAAGAUAACUUCCAAGACACGAGCAGAUGAUAUUCGUUACAAAAUGGCAAAGACAAAAGCCCAAAUAAUAGAGAACAGUCCAGUCUGGAAGAUGCUUCAGGAGUACCAGUUGCAUUGUAAUUAGUUUAGUAUUUGGGGGGGUUAUUCAUAAAUAGA
Messenger RNA from Gymnogyps californianus (California condor), 654 nucleotides. It is a transcript of the gene C8H1orf146, whose product is annotated as chromosome 8 C1orf146 homolog. Gene Ontology annotation, cellular component: chromosome. Gene Ontology annotation, biological process: reciprocal meiotic recombination; synaptonemal complex assembly. The transcript has 6 exons. Lineage: Eukaryota; Metazoa; Chordata; Aves; Accipitriformes; Cathartidae. The coding region runs from base 92 to 622 and encodes 176 amino acids. The record is from RefSeq and is a predicted model, not a curated record.